UCCCUCCUCCCGUGGUUCCUUUAGUGACGUUACUUUACGUGAUUCUUGGAUGAUGUGACAGGGGAAGACAGGGGGCGGGGUUUAAAGAACUGUAGUGAUAUUGCGUUAACAAUGACUAAGGUUCCGUUAACAAUGACUAACAGAACUGCAGCGACUGAAACUCCCACCAUGACUUGUUUCGUACAAAGUCGUUGGUGAUACGUUCUCUGUAUGAUAUCCGGAGCAGCCUCCUUAGGUAUUUAUUCUCGAUUGCGUGGAUUCUUCUUUCAGUUUUGACGAGCGGAGUCCACGUGUCACAUCUGUAGAGCAGGAUCGGUACUACCAGGGAUUUGUACAGCUUGUACAAGGCAGGACUUUGGCUGGCGUGCAGCCACGUGACCACCGGUCGCCGAAGAGCUCACUCGACCAAAACUUUUAAAAACCCCACAAAAUAAACAACAACAACUGCAAAUUUCACCUUUCCUCGUCUGAGGUUCGAAGCGUGGUGGGUGUUGACCACUUGAAUAGUCGUUCCCUGACCGUGUUUUCGUCGGGCGUUAAAAACACAGUCAACCGCUGAUUGGAAGGUGUGCGUGAAGACAAGAUGUCGGUUUCGGCGAUUUUGGGAGGCUGGGCCUCCUUCUCCAAACUCACGAGCAGCAGCGACGACGACUGGGUGGACCGGUUGAACCACAUCUUUACUGUCAUCUUGCUGGCAAUCUUCGCUCUCUUUAUUUCGGGUGGUCAGUAUGUGGGCAACCCCAUCAAAUGUUGGCCCACCGAUCAAAUAGAUGGGGCCCGUCUGGCCUACGCCGAGUCGUACUGCUGGGUGAAGAACACCUACUACAUCCCCAUUGAAGAUGACAUCCCCUCGGAACCCUACCGGCGCGAUUCGGAGUUGACAUACUAUCAGUGGGUUCCCAUCAUGCUCCUGUUCAUGGCCUUCCUUUUCAAGUUCCCGUGUCUGAUCUGGCGCAUGUUUAACGGCGGCUCGGCCAUUGACCUGGACAAGAUCGUCAACAUGACCAUGUCCACACAGUUCGGCGACCCGGCCAAGCGGCAGGAGACCAUCAAGCACAUUUCGCUGUACUUGGACCGCUGGCUGGAGGCUCACCGCCAGUAUACCUUCAACGCCCUUGUACGCAUGCGCCAACGCGUGUCCAAGGUGUUCUGCUUUCUGUGCGCCAAGCGAGACGGCACCUACCUGACGGGGCUCUACAUCUUCGUCAAGCUGUUGUACGUCAGUAAUGUCAUCUGCCAGUUCUUCAUUCUAAACAGUUUCAUGGGCGGCUGGUACUCAGUCUAUGGCUUCACGGUCCUCAACGGUCUGGCCACUGACCACAGCUGGCGCGAGUCACCUCACUUCCCGAAAGUCACCCUCUGCGACUUCCAAAUCCGGCAGCUGACCAACGUCCAGCCCUACACAGUACAGUGCGUGUUGCCUAUCAAUCUCUUCAACGAGAAGGUCUUCAUCUUCCUCUGGUUCUGGUUUUGCUUCGUUGCCGUGCUGACUGCGGGCAACUUCAUCUUCUGGCUGUGGCGCGCGCUCAUCCGCUUCAACCGCGUGGCGUACAUCAAGAAGUAUCUGCGCAUCCUUGACGAGCUUCGUGGCGAGGCCGACAAGAAGUUGGCGCGGCAGUUCGCUGACCAGUACCUGCGUGACGACGGCAUCUUUGUCUUGCGCCUCAUCGCCAAGAACUCCAACGACAUCCUGGUGUCGGACCUUGUUCUGGAGAUGUGGAAAACCUACAAGAACAAGCCCAUGAUCCGCAAGACCUCGGUCGGCGAUGACGACUACACCAAAGAGCUGCCACAACGACGACGACCGCGCGGACCGCCUGAGCCACCUGUACACCACCACCAUGCUCGUCAUCUUCGCAGUCUUUGUGGGGGCGGGCAGUACGUGGGCACCCCCAUAGACUGCAUCGCCGCCGCCGUCGCCAACGACGGCGCUAUCAGGUCCUACGCCAAGACGUACUGCUGGGUACACAACACCUACUACGUGCCCAUCGAUGACCAGAUGCCGGAUGAAAAUGAGAAGAAGCAGACGCUGAGCUACUACCAAUGGGUGCCCAUCAUCUUGCUCUUCAUGGCGCUGCUCUUUAAGCUGCCCUGUAUCAUCUGGAGGCUGCUGUCCGGCGCCUCGGGUGUCAAUCUGGACAAGAUCGUGACCCUGACGCUGGAGACGCAGCUGGGCGAAGGAGGCAAGUACCCGGAGACGAUCAGACAGAUCGCCAGCUACAUGGACCGCUGGCUGGAUGCUCACCGCCAGUACCAGUGGAACAUCAUGGUGCGGAUCAGACAGAAGAUCUCACAAGUGUUCUUAUUCUGCUUUGGCAAACGGCACGGUUCCUACCUGUCGGGGCUGUACAUCUUCAUCAAACUGCUCUACUGCAUCAACAUUAUCAGCCAGUUCUUCAUCCUCAACAGCUUCAUGGGCAACUGGUACUCAAUGUUCGGCUUUCACUUGCUUUCCGGCCUGUAUCACACGCGCACCUGGGCGGAGUCACCGUACUUUCCCAAGGUGACGAUGUGUGAUCUCAAGAUCAGGCAGCUGCAAAACUCGCAGCCCUGGACCUUCCAGUGUGCCUUGCCCAUCAACCUUUUCAACGAGCAGAUCUUCAGCUUCCUGUGGUUCUGGUUCGUCAUGGUUGCCAUCGUGACCUUGUCCAGCUUCUUAUUCUGGUUCAUCAGGGCCUUACUGCGAGACAAUCGUGCGCAAUACGUCCAGAAAAUCCUCAAGGCGUCAGGGGAGCUAGGUGGCGGAGAAGAAGAGCGGCGCCUUGCCAUCAGAUUUGCAGACAACUACCUGAGAGAUGACGGCAUCUUUGUUCUGCGUGUCAUCGCCAAAAACUCCAACAACGUCGUCAUCACAGACUUGCUUGUGCAGCUGUGGCGCCUGUACAAGGCCAAGCCGCUCGUUAGAAAUGGCGCCUCAGUGGACGAGGUGCUGGUGUGACCGACGACUGCAGUGACGUCGUUGUCGCCGUGUCAUCUGGGAUGGACGUUAUAAUCUCUUUGGAACAGCACGAUGAUGCGAACUGCAAGACUGCAGCUUAGAGUGAUGUCCCUUUGAUCAAACUUUGGUGACUGUUUUUAUUUAUUUUUUGUUCUGUUUUGCGUUGCUUCUGAUCAGUUAAUAUUUUUUGUUCAUGUCCACGAUUAAGUGUGUGUGAAAUGCUCUUAUGAAUGUUGUUACCUUACACAGCUAUCAUAUCAAUUUCGCCACAUCUUCAGUUUCUUUCAUAUAGAUAUGCUCAAGGUACUUGGCAAGGUAAUAAAAUCGUAAG
Messenger RNA from Pomacea canaliculata, 3269 nucleotides. RefSeq lists its product as uncharacterized. The transcript is spliced from 9 exons. The record is from RefSeq and is a predicted model, not a curated record. Bases 584 to 2938 code for a protein of 784 amino acids. Lineage: Eukaryota; Metazoa; Mollusca; Gastropoda; Architaenioglossa; Ampullariidae.